AUGUACGACGGCCUCGACCGGUACGGUGUUAUUCCCCUAAUCUCCCGCUUCACUACACCCCUGUGCUCUGCCAUGAAAGGCGAUGGACCGGCCAUCUUCAUAACGUCCGCUGUUCUAUUUGUCGCCCAGCAGGCACAUGUUGCCCUUGACGUGGGCCAGGUACUUGUUGUCCUGUAA
Messenger RNA from Dibothriocephalus latus, 177 nucleotides. The record is from the annotation of a GenBank genome assembly. Lineage: Eukaryota; Metazoa; Platyhelminthes; Cestoda; Diphyllobothriidea; Diphyllobothriidae.